CUGUUAGAACCGUCAAGAGCAUGUGGUUUGUGUUUGGUGUUUCUUUUGGUCCGUGGAUUGUUUUGCGGUGUGGCGAUAUAUAGGGAAAAUGUCUGAUAACGAGGAUGAGAAGAAAGUUCUGAAUUUCCAUCAAAUGGAAAUCGAUGACCGAAUACUGAAGGCAAUUGCAAAACUUGGUUGGAUCACGCCGACAUUAAUUCAAGAGAAAGCAAUCCCAUUACUCCUUGAAGGUAAAGACGUCCUUCUGCGGGCACGGACAGGAUCUGGUAAAACCGCAGCAUUCUCUAUUCCGGUGAUUCAGAAAAUACUCAACUCAAAAGUGCACGCAACAGAACAAUUGGUGAGCGCUCUCAUAUUGGCGCCAUCGAAGGAGCUGUGUCAGCAAAUCAAAACAGUCGUAGUAGAUUUGACGGAGAAAUGUGGGAAGAUAAUUCGUUGCGUAGAUAUAUCCGCGGAUGUGGAACAAUCGGCGCAGAAACACAUGCUUUCAGAGCGGCCAGAUAUAGUGGUUUCGACACCGGCAAGGAUCUUAAUUCACCUGAAGUCGGGAGAUGUGAACUUGAAGAAAGGAUUGGAAACUUUGGUGAUUGAUGAAGCUGAUUUGAUUUUCUCUUUCGGAUUUGAGAAUGAUUUAAAGGAAAUCUUGCGUUAUAUGCCACCAAUUUAUCAGGCUAUUCUCGCUUCAGCCACUCUUAGUGAGGAAGUCGUUGAUUUGAAAAAGUUGGUAUUGCACAAUCCAGUCACGUUAAAGUUGCAAGAACCAGAACUGGCACCGCAAGGGCAGCUCUCACAAUACCACAUAGAAGCUGAAGAGAAUGAUAAAGCAGCCAUCCUUUAUGCCUUGUUGAAAUUGCACUUGAUUCGAGGAAAGACGAUUAUUUUUGUUAAUACCGUCGACAGAUGCUAUAAGCUUAAACUGUUUUUGGAACAAUUUGGUAUUCGGUCAUGCAUUCUUAAUUCCGAGCUUCCAGCGAAAAUUCGAGUGCAUACAGUGACACAAUUCAAUCAGGGAAAAUACGAUAUAAUAAUUGCAUCGGAUGAAAAAGCUUUAGCAAAUCCUGACCCCAAAGGCACUACAGUCACAUCAAAACGAAAACAGGACAAGGAGUCUGGUGUGGCCCGAGGAAUUGACUUUCAAUAUGUUAACAAUGUGGUCAAUUUUGACUUCCCACAGGAUAUUAGUUCCUAUAUUCACCGAGCGGGUCGGACAGCGCGAGGCAACAAUACUGGAAGUGUGUUAUCAUAUGUAAACUCCAGGGAGAAAAAGUUACUGGAAAAGGUAGAGGACCACCUUCGUGGGGGAUAUAUGACCGACGACGAAGUGAUCAGGAAUUACAAAUUUAAACUAGAUGAAGUUGAGGCAUUUAGAUAUCGUGCGAAAGAUGCAUGGCGCGCUAUAACUAGAGUUGCAGUGAAAGAGGCCCGUCUGAAAGAAAUCAAGAUGGAAAUUUUCAAUUGUGAAAAACUGAAAGGCUUUUUCGAAAGUAAUCCCCGAGAUAUUGAGGUUUUACGUCACGACAAACAGCUUAGAACUGUGAAAAUACAGCCUCACCUAGCUGAUGUUCCAGACUAUAUUGUUCCCAACGCACUCAAACGUACAAUAGGAGUCACAACACAUGUGAAAAGUAAACGGCAAUUUACAAAAACCGCGACUAGGGCGAGGUUUGAAUCAAAACAGCAAAAUCCCCUGUUGUGUGCUGAUGUUGAUUAUGCGAAGAAACGGCGGAAAUAAAGUUGGGAAUUAUUUUAAAAAAAAA
Molecule: messenger RNA, 1757 nt
Organism: Hermetia illucens (black soldier fly)
Lineage: Eukaryota; Metazoa; Arthropoda; Insecta; Diptera; Stratiomyidae
Gene: Hlc
Product: probable ATP-dependent RNA helicase DDX56
Exons: 7
Coding region: 89-1732 (547 amino acids)
Cellular component (GO): nucleolus
Molecular function (GO): ATP binding; RNA helicase activity; nucleic acid binding
Source: RefSeq, a predicted model, not a curated record